UCUCCUGACCUCCUUUCUCCUCGGCGGCGAGCGGAGCCUCUCCCUCGGCGCUGCCGGCCGCGCCAUGCCGCGCUCGCGGGGACGGGAGCAGGGGCGCUGCGACUGCCCCGCGGGGAGGGCUCACGGCGAAGAAGCCGGGCUCUCGGCGCUCUUGCCGGGCUCCUGGAGCCGCUGGGGCCGCCCGCCGUCCCCGCCGCCGUCGCCGCUGCUGUUGCUGCUGGGCUGGGGGCUGCUCAGCGCCUCGGCCGCCGCGGGUCAGAACUGCACAUUCCAACUACAAGGUCCCAAUGGGACAGUGGAGAGCCCAGGGUUUCCGUAUGGCUACCCCAACUAUGCCAACUGCACAUGGACCAUCACUGCGCAGGCCCAGCACAGGAUCCAGCUUGUGUUCCAGUCCUUUGCCCUGGAAGAGGACUUUGAUGUGUUGUCGGUGUUUGAUGGCCCGCCUCAGCCGGAGAACCUGAGGACAAGACUUACGGGAUUUCAGCUGCCUGCCACCAUCGUUAGUGCGGCCACCACUCUCACCCUGUGUCUCAUCAGUGACUAUGCGGUCAGCGCCCAGGGCUUCCACGCCAGCUACGAAGAGCUUGCAGAGUCCAAGCCAGGCUUCAUUUGCUUAGAUGGUUCCUCCUACCUGCUUGGGAAGCUGAAUGUUGAAAUCAAAGUUGAGCUACUACAGUUCAUCUUUCAGGCCUGA
Ochotona princeps (American pika) is the source of this 697-nucleotide messenger RNA. RefSeq names its product CUB and sushi domain-containing protein 1-like. The coding region runs from base 65 to 697 and encodes 210 amino acids. The transcript is spliced from 4 exons. NCBI's taxonomy places the organism in Eukaryota, Metazoa, Chordata, Mammalia, Lagomorpha, Ochotonidae. The record is from RefSeq and is a predicted model, not a curated record.